Molecule: messenger RNA, 1111 nt
Organism: Chelmon rostratus (copperband butterflyfish)
Lineage: Eukaryota; Metazoa; Chordata; Actinopteri; Chaetodontiformes; Chaetodontidae
Gene: dhdh.2
Product: dihydrodiol dehydrogenase, tandem duplicate 2
Exons: 7
Coding region: 5-1027 (340 amino acids)
Molecular function (GO): nucleotide binding
Source: RefSeq, a predicted model, not a curated record
GUUGAUGACUGUGCUAUCCAAUAUGGCAACCAGGUGGGGGAUCUGCAGCGCCGGGAAGAUCAGCCAUGACUUCACCGUGGCCCUGAAAUCUCUUCCUCCUGAAGACCAUCAGGUUGUGGCUGUGGCAGCUCGCAAGUUGGAGGAUGCGCAGGAGUUUGCCAGGAAGCACAGCAUUUCCCGAGCGUACGGCGGCUAUGAGGAGCUGGCCAGAGAUCCGGACAUCGAUGUGGUGUAUGUUGGAGUCAUCCACCCCUACCACCUGAGCACUUGCCUGCUCUUUACUAACGCCAAGAAGAACGUGCUGUGUGAGAAGCCGCUGGCCAUGAACACCAAGGAGGUGAAGGAGAUCCUGGCCUCUGCCAAGGCGAACAACGUCUUCCUCAUGGAGGCCGUCUGGACCCGAUUCUUCCCGGCCUCAGUGGAGAUCAGACGGCUGCUGGCCCAGGGGGAGGUGGGCGAGGUGAAGAUAGUGAGAUCGGAGUUCUGCUUGCCAUUGAUGGACGUGGCUAGAUCAGUGCAGAAAGAGCUGGGUGGAGGAGCAAUGCUAGAUCUCGGCAUCUACUGCCUGCAGUUCGUUUGCAUGGUGUAUAAUGGAGAGAAGCCGGAGAGCAUCCAGGCCAUGGGGGUCUGCAUGGAGACUGGAGUGGAUGAGACGGUGGUUGUCACUCUGAAGUUCUCCAAGGACAGGAUGGCAGUGUUUACCUGCUCCGCGAGCAUGCUGCUGCCCAAUGACGCCGUUAUUGUGGGCACAAAGGGCUCCAUCAGGGUGCCAGAACACAUGUGGUGCCCUACAUCCUUAAUAGUGAAUGGGAAGGAGACCAAGUACCCAGUGCCAGAACCAUAUUUGCCUCUCAACUUCCUCAACAGCACCGGGAUGCGUUAUGAAGCAGAGGAAGUUCGGCAGUGUUUGCUCAAAGGGCUGAAGGAGAGUGCAGUUAUGUCCCAUGCGGACUCUCUUCUGCUGGCUGAGGUGGAGGAUGAGAUCCGCAGGCAGGUGGGGGUGGUGUACAGCCAGGACCGCCAGUAAAUGUUCAACAUGAAAUCUACACCAUUUCUGCUGGCUGUAUAGAUCCAUGUUACAAUGGCAAAUAAACUCUUUGUUCUUUUGGUC